This is a messenger RNA of Ectocarpus siliculosus, 1302 nucleotides long. Lineage: Eukaryota; Phaeophyceae; Ectocarpales; Ectocarpaceae. The record is from the annotation of a GenBank genome assembly.
AUGGGAAUGUACUGGGGGUUUCACGACGUAGCGGAGGCGGGGUGGUUCGGGGAUCCCCAGUCUGUGAUUGUGCGAAAGAGCGAUCUUUUCGGGUUCCCUCUUGAGGCCUUCACAACAGAUCUCACAGCAGUCCACAGGCCGCUGUGUAUCUCCUGUACCCCUCUGGCGUUGAACCCGCCGGAAAAACUGCCCGUAAGAUCUCGAGUACCAAUGUCGGGCAAGCUGGUUCGGAAAAAACAACGCAACUUCGAGGACGGCACACGAUACGAUGGCGGAUGGGAGAGAGGAUUGUUCCACGGCCAGGGAACCUUGACAUGGGCGAAUGGCUGCGUAUACGAAGGUGGUUUCCGUCGGGGAGAGCGCCAUGGAACCGGGAUCUGCACCUUCCCGGGAGGAGAACGGUAUGCGGGUGCCUGGGACAAAGGGAAGAUGCACGGAGAGGGAACUCUCGAAAUCAAAGGGAGAACGCUUACUGGAGUCUGGAAUCAAGGGGUCCCUGACUUCAACCCCCCCGUCGAUGGCUACAAGCGUUUCGUGUUUCCUGACGGAAAGGGCGUGUACGACGGGCACUGGAGGGGAUACAAGCGUCAUGGCCAGGGCUCGUUUGCCUUUUCGAAUGGUGACGUGUACGAAGGCCAAUGGUCCCACGGGGAGAUGAACGGCGAGGGAAAAUAUCAGCACGCUUCUGGGGAGAUGUACAAGGGACAGUUCAAGGACGGGCGCAUGCACGGACAGGGGACCUACUCAUGGCCCAGCACCAGGCAGUGCUACACCGGGAAGUGGAAGGAAGGGUUACGGCACGGCCACGGCCGCCACGACUUUCACUCGAGCUCCGCGGGUGACGACUGUGACCCCGAGACGAAGACGGGGGGGGACUACUACGACGGAGAGUGGAAGGAGGGCGUGAUGCAUGGCGAGGGGGUUUUCGUGGACGCCGGGGGCGAGAGGCACGCUGGCCUGUGGGUGGACGGAAUCUGUCCGGAGGUGGACUUCUCACACGUGCCGGAGGGCAGCGGCAACUUCCGAUACAGUUUUUCGGGUGGCACGUACGAAGGAGAGUGGUUGAACCGAGCGCCACAUGGACAGGGCCGGAUGGAAUACAGCGAUGGCACCGUGUACGUCGGGGGCUGGCAGGAUUUCAAGUUUCACGGCUACGGCAAACUCGUUCAAAGGGGGGUAGUGUUCGAGGGGGAGUGGUCGGAAGGGCGCAUGCACGGCUCUGGCAGCGCUGGGGCAGUACCCGAAAUUAAUGAUGCAAGGGUUGAUGUUGUCGGGGAGCAAGAGCUUGCCGUGGAGAAGUAA